This is a messenger RNA of Zea mays, 7613 nucleotides long. Its product is annotated as GTP binding protein. Gene Ontology annotation, molecular function: protein binding; mRNA binding. The transcript is spliced from 3 exons. The record is from RefSeq and is a predicted model, not a curated record. The coding region runs from base 322 to 1929 and encodes 535 amino acids. Lineage: Eukaryota; Viridiplantae; Streptophyta; Magnoliopsida; Poales; Poaceae.
AGAGAUCUCGGACGUUGGACCUGAGGCCCGAGCCGGGUAGCCGAGCAAAGCGAGAGCUCCCCUCUCCCUGUCUCCUCGUCUGUGACUGUGCGCCGCCAUCGCCCGUCGACCAGCGCCGUCCGCCCGCUCGAAAACUGAGACGCACGCUGCCCGCGCAUCGCCGUGGCCUGCUCCAGUCUGUGGAAAAGUGACGAACCAACUCGGGGAAUUCUACUCUCGAGGCCGCCACCUCCGCCUCCGCCUCCAGCCCUCCACCGACUACUGUCUGGAACUGGAAGUGUACCACUACUAUUCAAUUGGCCCUAGCCCUCGCAUAGCACGAUGCCGCCGCCGCUGCUUGAGUUCGCGAUCCUCGCCACUGCCUGCAGGUUCAGCAAGCCCCUUACCGUUCUCAGGAGGCUUGGCGUUCUUGGCCCACCAACCGUUCGACGCAAUGCCGCAGAGGCGUUCGUGCCUUCACCGUUUCGCCAGGUUGUCGUUCAGAGUGGAAAGCUUCUUGGGACACCAAGGUUCUGCCACACCACUGCCGGCAUGUCAGAAUGUCUCCCGGACGUCUACGCCAGUCAGGUACUGAAGGUUCUCAAGUCCACCAGUGCUGACAACACGGAUCUCAGCGGUGCUCUUCAUCAGUUCGCGGUCCACAUGGAUGAGGAUAUUAUCCUCAUGGUCCUCCAGAAGCAGCGGUCCAACUGGCAGGUCGCCCUGGCAUUCUUCAACUGGGCGGCAACCCUGCCGGGGUAUGCCCACGGGUCAAGGGCCUACACCGAGAUGCUGGACAUUCUUGGGCGGAUGAAGAAGGUCAGACACAUGAGGCAGCUGUUUGACGAGAUUCCUGAGGAGCGACGUCAGGUGGUCGUGACGAAUAAGAUGUUUGCCGUGCUGUUGAACCGGUACGCUGGUGCGCACAAGGUGCAGGAGGCGAUAGAGGUGUUCUACUUGAGGAAGGAUUACGGGUUUGAGCUUGACUUGGUCGGGUUCCAGAUACUACUGAUGUCGCUGUGCAGGUAUAAGCAUGUCGAGGAGGCGGAGGCGCUGUUCCGUGAGAAGAAAGAUGAGUUCCCGCAUGUCACAAAGAGCUGGAACAUUAUACUAAAUGGUUGGUGUGUCAAGGGAAGCCUGAGGGACGCUCAAAGGAUUUGGAAUGAUAUCAUUGCAUCUAAGGUUGAACGAGACCUAUUCACCUUUGGUACGUUCAUAAACGCAUUGGCCAAAAAUGGCAGAAUUAGUGCCGCGGUGAAGCUGUUCAAACAGAUGUGGGAGAAAGGGAUCAAUCCUGAUGUUGCGAUUUGCAAUUGUAUCAUCGACCAGCUGUGCUUCAAGAAAAAGAUUCCAGAAGCACUUGAGAUUUUUGGUGAGAUGAAUGACCGGCUUUGUCAAGCCGAUGUGGCUACCUACAACACUUUGAUAAAAUACAUGUGUAAGAUAAAAAGGAUGGAGAAAGUUUAUGAACUUUUGGAUGACAUGGAAGCAAAGGGCUGCCCUCCAAACAAUAGGACAUACUCCUACAUUCUGAAGACGACUGAGAAACCCAAAGAUGUCAUUGCCUUGAUGCAGAGGAUGGAGCGAACCGGCUGCAAAUUGGAUUCUGAUAUAUACAACUUGAUAUUGAACCUUUAUAUCAAAUGGAAAUAUGAGAAGGGGAUGCAACAGAUAUGGGAUGAGAUGGAGAGAAGAGGGUCAGGCCCAGAUCAGCGGUCGUUUACUAUUAUGGUUCAUGGUCUUCAUUCCCAAGGCAAGCUCGAUGAGGCUCUGCAGUAUUACACAACAAUGAAGUCUAGAGGGAUGAUUCCAGAACCUAGGACCAAGAUACUGGUGAAAGCUAUGCACAUGAAGAAGGACGGGGCUGCCACUGAAGAUGACUCGGCAAGUAUGGCAGGGAAGCAUCUAAAAUUGGAUCAUCGUUCAAGACUAUUCAAUGUUCAUAGAUAGUCUGCUUCCAGGUCUUUGUUCUAUAAUCUGAGCAGGGGAUGCUGUCCAUAUAGGUUUAUGGGUUGAAAGAAAGAAAAACAGUUCUUUUUUCUAUGGGUGUCUAAAUCACAAUGGCUGCACCUUGGGCUAAAAAGAAUCAUCAGCAUAGAUUCAUUGGCAAUAUGAUUUCUCAGUAACUUUUGCUCAGACUUUCAGUGCCAGGAUCAUCAGUCAGCUGUGAAAACGUUUUCCUAGCAGGUGAAAUUGGGAGUUCAAGGUGCGUACCGAUAUCCAAAUUUAUUUAAUGUGUUGCGCAAGAAACAAACAAAUGUGGUGGGAGCACUUAAAUUCUACACCUUUUAAUGUGGAAUGGCAAAGUUUUAUUUAUUAGAUUAAACAAGGAUAUGGAUAUUUUUAUCUAGAACCUAAAUAAAAACGGCUUGUUCUCUAUGAGGUCCAUGUGUUACUGUUUUUGCUACUUCAAACACUCGUUUGCCAGUGCGCUGAAAUGUGAUUCUGUAGGGCUACAAAAUUGGAACACUAUGUUCGUACACACAUUUCCACUUUUGGGUACUCUAGUAUUCACUCUCAGUACAUAUAGAUUAGAGUACCAAAACAAAGCCGUAUACACGGUCUCAGGCUUCUUACACAGUUACCUAGAUGCAGUAGGUUUAGGCAUCAUUUGCGGUGUGGAAGUUUAAGAAUGCGGAAGAAGCCGUGAUUUAUCGACUCCGGCAUGGACAUUGUUGUUUUGCUAUUCCGGUGCUUCAAAUGUAAACAUAUGCAGACUGUUAAAGGAGUGACAAUGAUUUUGAGUCACUCAUCUAACUUAAUGAACAAUCUCCACAGAAAGGAGUGAUGUAUUAUGUUUUUCACUUAGAUUCCUUCAUAAUAAUUUGCGUAGCAACUAACUGAACUACUAAGCACAAGAUUUAUUAACUAACAGUAAGAUGAUUCAGCUGAAGCGUAUUUUAAGCAAGAGAUGUUUCUGCUACUCGAGUUCUGUGACAAGAGAUCUGGCAAACUUGCAGUAGGAAUCUCUGAUAUCAUGCAUUUGGAUGGCUGCGACCUGUAUCGGCGUCCUCUCUCUUGGCUGCUUCUUUGAGCAAGAAACUCCGAGAGCGACGACAGAAACCAAGCAGUUCUCAGUUUCAGCUGUGGCGACAUGGUUGGUGUUUGUGUGCAACCACAUUUUUGCAUCGGCUAUCUCCCAGAUUCUCUCUGGGAGAGCAUCCUCUGAAAACCUGUGCAAGUCCAAUGAUCCUCUGAACAUCUCAUCAGUUGGGCUCCUUCCCGUGAACAUCUCAAGCAACAGUAUGCCCACGCUAUAAACAUCUCCAAGAGUCGAAACACAAGACCCUUCACCGUACUCUGUUAUAUAUAUUACGGAAAAAAGAAUCGAUCAAAAACCAACCAGUUUUAUACAAGAAACAAGGAACAAUGAAUAGAAACCCAAACACACGUAUAGUUUCAGUCACCUGGAGCAACGUAGCCGAUGGAGCCUCUUAUUCCAGCUGUGCUGCUUGAAUUCUGCAGGGUGUUACUUCUUGCAAUCUCUGGAAGGAUCCUUGAUAUGCCAAAGUCUCCGACCCGGGCACUCAUGUCCUGUGCGAGAAGGAUGUUGCUUGGCUUGAGAUCGCAGUGAACGAUUGGUGGCUGACAGUGGUUGUGAAGGUAAUCCAGACCGUCCAUGACAUCUACAGCAACGUUGAGCCUCUGUACGAUGCUAAGAGUGUUACUCACUGUGGGCAUGCUGCUAGUGCUAGGUUUUGGAUGAAGCCAGUCACCUAGGCUACCAUUUGGCAUGAACUCAAAAACCAGAGCCUUGAACUCCCGGCCCUGGCGGUCGAUGCUCGAGCAACACGUGAUGAUCUUCAUGAGGCAACGGUGACGCACCCUUCGCAGCGCCUCGCACUCGGCCACAAAGCUUCUACUAGAUCCAGAUUGCUCGAGGUCGAAAACCUUGACCGCGGCAAGAGUAGUCCCCUCCUCGUCUUGAAAGGAGCAUCUAUAGACUGUCCCAAAGCUUCCUCUACCGAGCAAGUUGGUCUCUGAAAACCCGCCGGUUCCGUUUUCUAAUGCAUGGUAAGAAACCUUUUCGUACUGUUCCUCGAUCAUUGGUGGCCGGAACGAGCUCUGCUUGACCCUUUGUCGUCUGCGCUUCCAGUAGAUCAACCCAAAGACAAGUGCCAUAAAGGCCAGAAACAGGAACGCUGAUGUUGUUGCUAGAGCUAUCGUAAGAGACUUGACCCGCCUCUUCUUGCUUCCUUUCUUCAGAGAGUUCUUGCGGCAUGGCUGUAAACGAAGCUGAGGUAUGCCGCCACAAAGCCCACUGUUCCCGGCGACUGAAAAGUUUCGGGAAAUCCUGAAUAUUCCUCCCUCUGGCACUUGGCCUUGUAGACUGUUGAAGGACAGAUCUAACUCUGACAGUGAUGUCAAGUUCUGCAACGACGUUGGGAUCGGCCCUGACAAGUUGUUGUGUGCUAGAUCCAGUUGCUGAAGGUUGCGAAUGGCACCGAUGCCUUCUGGAAUAGUGCCGGAUAGCUUGUUCAUGGACAGGUUGAGUGCGAGUAGAUCCGUCAUAUUCUUGAGAGACUGGGGUAUCUCCCCCUCCAAUGAGUUAUCCUCCAACCAAAGCCCCUGCAGCAUGAUGCACUCCCCGAUGCUGUCAGGUAGCUCGCCGGAUAGCUGGUUUCCAGAUAGAUCCAUGCUGUUAAGGUUCACCAAGCUACCGACUUGAGGAGGAAGAGGGCCUGACAGCGAGUUAGACGACAAGUCCAAGUACUUGGAGAGGAGUGGCAGUUCGAAAACCUCUGCGGGGAUCGAACUGUUGAGACGGUUAUUAGCUAGAUCAAGGGAUAUUAGGUUCUUCAGCUGUCCGAAGCUCGUUGGAAUUGCGCCCUCCAGGUUGGCAUGCUGCGCGUACAGCUCAAUCAACCUCGAGAGGUUUCCGAUGGAUGUCGGUAUGAGGCCUGACACCUGAGUGUUGUACAGACCUAACCGAGCCAAGUUUCCUAGCUUGCCCAUGCUGUCCGGAAGCACGCCGGAGACGGACGUGAACCCCAGACCGAGGAGUUCAAGGCUGGCCAGGUUGCCGAUGGCUGAGGGGAUGCUUCCGGAUAUCCCGUCGUUGUAUUCUAAACGGAGGAUCUGCAGGGCCGUCGUCGAGAGGUUGCCUACCGAACCUGGCAGCCGCCCUGUGAAGCUGUUGUCGGCGAUGUUUAGAUCCUGGAGCUGGGUACAGUUUGACAGGGAAGCCAUGAAUUCCCACCCGUUUCUGUCGUCUGCUUCCAGCUCGUUUUGGAACAAGUACAGGAGCUGCAGACCUCUGAGUCUCCCCAGCGCCGGAGGCACGCGCCCGUGGAGCAUGUUUACAGAGAGCUCGACCCGCUGGAGCGUCGUGAGGUUAGUGAGCGAAGCGGGGAUGGAUCCCGUGAACUGGUUCCAAGAGAGGCUAAGGAUCGACAUGCUGGGAAAUCUGCUGCCGAUCUCGGCGGGGAUGGUACCAUUGAGCUUGUUCGCUUGGAUCUGCAGUCUUUCCAGCGACGACAGGUUGUACAGAGAGCGUGGGGGCUCGCCGGAGAGGUAGUUGAAGGCGAGGUCAAGUCUCGUGAGGCCUACGAUGCUGCCGAGGCUACGAGGGAUGGCGCCCUGUAGCUGGUUGAAUGCGAGGGACAUGACACGAAGCGACGACAGGUUGCCUAUGGACUCCGGUACGGUGCCAGUGAGGUUGUUUCGAAACAGUAUGAGCUCCUCGAGGCGUGCGAGCUUGUUGCCGAGCUCAGAGGGCAGGCCUCCGCGGAGGUGGUUGGACUGGAGGCGCAAGUCCACCAGGCUGGUGCAUGAGCUUAGGUUGGCGGCGGAGAGCUUACCGGAGAAGGCGUUGUAGCUUAGGUCAAGCGCACGGAGGUGGCGCAGGCGGCCGAGGCUCGCGGGGAUGGCGCCGCUGAGGGCGUUGGAGCUCAGGUUGAGAAGCCUCAGGGACGAAAGGUUACCAACCGCCGGGGAGAGGACGCCGGUGAGCCCGCGAGAGGGUAGGAACAGCGCCACCACUCGACGCCGCCUGCCGCUGCCUCGGCACCUCACCCCUUCCCAGCUGCAGUACCCGCCGCCGCCGCCUGCGCUACCGUUCCACGAGGCAAGUACGUCUCCAUAGCCGCCAGGCCCGCCAUGGACCGCCGCGACCUUGAUGGCGUCAAGUGCGGCCUCGUCGUUGGCCUGUGUGGCCGCCGCGAGAGUCCAAAGCAGGCACAUGGAGGCGGACAGCACCAGCAGGUUCACUGGGUCUCGGUGCUUUACCAUGUCAGCCGGCGUCGAGUAUUGACUGAGACUGACUGGGUGAUUGACUGGGUGUGCGGAGACGGAGAGGGUCCGCUGCGCUCCAAGAUGGUAUGCGAGCUGCUCUAAAUAUAUAGGUGUGCGCCUGCAUUGUCAAAGUGGUGGGGACCUACAUGCAUUUACCAGGAUCGAACGUCGAAUCCAUUUAGAUUUUAAAGAAAUGAAAUUCAUUAGCCCACUCGGCUCCGAUUGUCUUCGUUAAAAAAAAACUAGCCAAUUCAAUAACAAAUUGACUAGUCAUCUACGGCAGCCAGGAGCGGAGCCAGGAUUAUAGUAUAAAAGGGGUCGAACAAUUCAUCAAAUAUUAUAAGAUAAAAAAAUAUUAUAGAAUAUAUAAACAUGUGCAUACUAAUUUACGUAUAGCAUAGAUAAUAAAUUAAUAAAAAAAGACUUACACCAUAUAAUUGUAUAUUAAUUAACUCCAACAAAGGUCAAUUAAUUUGCUUUUACGAUGAUCAUUCAAAUUAAAAGCUUUGAUUAUAUCACGAGAGUUGAUUAUAGCUAUCAAUUCCAUAUGAAUAUAGAUUAUGAAGUAACUUCACACAAAAUAAUCUUCCAUUUAUUUCGUAGAUGUGUCUUCAUAAGUUUUGUAGCUAAAAGGCUCUCUUCGUGAUUGCAGUUGAGACCAGAAGAGUGUCCAUUAACCUUAAUAAUCCAUAAACUAUUUUAUAUAUGAAAUUUUUACACAAUUUGACAAGACUUUUUAUCAAAUCGACAAGUGAUCAUAAUGUAUUUGGUUUUAGAUGGUUAUAUAUUCAAGGUGAAGCACAAAAUUUGACGUGCACAUCAACUAUCCACUGACAACUUUGGGCUGAAAUUUGCGACAAAUUUUAUGCUUAAAAUAUGUGAUUUUUUUUACUUGGAUACAAAUUUAUUUUAACAAAAAAAUCUAUAUUUCAUAUUGUGUCAUUAUAAAUAUAUAGUAAAUUUUAUUGCUCGCCCCCUUGUCUCCGGAUCCAUAAACAUGUUAUGUUAUGCCAAGGAUAACCCAUAUAAGGCUAAAAAUCUUACUAGCCGUAGAGUAUUACAUGUAGCAUAGUUUCAAAGAAAACAUAUAUAACGAUAUCGUUUUAAAAGCUCAAACAAUAUGUAAAAAUUGAUGCUAGAAAAAGUACCAAAUAAAGAGUCUUAGACGAUAAAAAAAAUAUAUCUUAAUCAUCUUACACCAUUUGUGCCGACAUCUUUGGUAUAAAAAACAUGCGGUCCUUUUUGUUGAUCCACAUCUUUUAAUUAGUUUUGGCAUUACUCUUUGACGUGUCUUUCUUAUCAUAUAUUUUCUAUUCUAGCGAUGUACCUUAUGUAACCUAAGAUAUAGAAUGUUGUAUUGCAAAGCAAGUUCAAUGGAUAAUGAAAACCAUCAAAUUCAA